This is a messenger RNA of Striga asiatica, 1480 nucleotides long. NCBI's taxonomy places the organism in Eukaryota, Viridiplantae, Streptophyta, Magnoliopsida, Lamiales, Orobanchaceae. The record is from the annotation of a GenBank genome assembly.
AAUCUAUAAACCCUUUGAAAGUGAUCAAGCCUGGUUCUUAAGAAUUGAAAAAAACAUUCGAACCAUGGGUGAUCACUUGUUAAAGCUAGUGAUCUUUUCCUUUGUUGUUGUGGUGAAUACUCAUCAAGUCCAAGGACAUGUCGAUGGAGUUAGCCUCACAUUAAACGUAACUGGAACAGUUGGAGUCCAAGGCGAUGUCAAUGGAAACAUUAGCCUCACAUUCAUUGCUAAUGCAAGCGAAACGGGAGCAGUUUGUCUGGACGGAAGUGCAGGAGGUUAUUACUAUGAUCCUGGAUUUGGAGAUGGAGUUAAUAGUUGGAUUAUUUAUUUGAAUGGUGGGGGUUGGUGUGGUAGUGAUGGGGGUUGUGAAGGAAAGGUGAAAUAUGGAGGUGGAAGCAGCAACCAGAGUCUCAAGAUUAUCACUUUUGGACAAUUACAUAGCAGAGACCACACAACAAAUCCAGAUUUCUAUAAUUGGAAUAGAGUACAAGUGGUCUACUGUGAUGGUUCAUCUUUCAUGGGAAACGCGGAUCAUAGUGUAUUUAAAAGUAGGGGUGCAAGGAUUUUUGACGUCGUGAUGGAAGAAUUCUUUCAGAAAGGAAUGGCUAACGCAACAAAUGUUAUACUUACUGGUGGGUCGGCCGGUGGAUUAGCAACACUCUUGCAUUGCGAUGGCUUCCGGGCUCUUUUUCCGAGCAGUGUUCGAGUAAAAUGCGUUAUUGAUUCGGGUUUUUUUCUCCAUGCACCAGAACUCCAUGGGGCUGAAUUUAGAGCCAACUACUAUGCUACUAUAGCUGCAUAUCAUGGUUUUACGGAUAAGUUGCCUGCAUCAUGCAGAUCAAAGAUGAAUGCAAGUCGGUGCAUCUUCCCACAAUAUAUGAUCCGAGAUAUCCAGACACCACUCUUUUUAGUCGAAUCAAAAUUUGAUUGGUAUCAGUUGCAUAUGAACGAGUUUACAGAUGAUAAAAAUUUUAAGACAUGCACGAACGAUGUAACACUUUGCUCACCUUCUAAUUUUGAAACCAUGAAAGAAUACGGUGUGGCCCUCACUAAUUCAUUGCAAGAAAUUCGAGACACGUCAUCCAUUGGAAUGUUCGUUCACCCUUGCUUCCGUCAUGGUCACUUUUACCAGAAUCUUGGAUGGGAUGCAUCAUACAAAUUGAAAAAUAAAACAAUUGCACAAGCUAUUGGUGAUUGGUACAACGAACGAGACUGCACAUUUCAAGAAAUUGAUACCCAACAUGAAUAUCCUCUAAACAGCGACUGUACUGAGAUUCCAAGGCUGGUGCGUGGGCUGCAUUCGCCUUUCUGUAGCGCUCAAUCGCCAUGCAGGCUGGUUCUCUGUACUGGCUUGCUUGUUUAUAUCACGGUUGUUCUCAAUCGGCGAAGCCUCACAUCGGAAGACGAUUUAACGACAAGGAAGACAAUUCACCGACGUCGAAUCGCUUUCUCUUUUAUAAAGGAGAGGGCAUACCUAUAA